Molecule: messenger RNA, 1161 nt
Organism: Glossina fuscipes
Lineage: Eukaryota; Metazoa; Arthropoda; Insecta; Diptera; Glossinidae
Gene: ro
Product: homeobox protein rough
Exons: 4
Coding region: 1-1155 (384 amino acids)
Biological process (GO): regulation of DNA-templated transcription
Molecular function (GO): DNA-binding transcription factor activity, RNA polymerase II-specific; DNA binding
Source: RefSeq, a predicted model, not a curated record
AUGUUACCGUUAUAUAGUACGCAUAGUGUAAAUCAAUUAAUGACUAAUUGCAAGUCAUCGAAUACGACCGCCGGUAAAGCACCAGUACGACCAUCUUCACCGCGUCAAUUUUUUGCUCGUCUUUACGGUCAUCUCGAACCGGGUAAUAACGAAACUGAAUCUCCCGGUAGUGUUCUAUCGAAGGUUAAAUCUCUUAAUAUGUCAGCGAAUGAUGAUAAUAAUAAUAAGUCACUACCAUCAACAUCGAACAACAACAACAAUGAUGUUAAUUAUCAAAGUGACGGCAGCAGUACAUCUUCAUCUGAUUUAUACAUAAGUGAUAAAAGAGUUGACGGCAGCUAUCAGUCUCACAACGUUUUAUCAGAUAAAACCCAAGAAGUCCCUAGGGAUGAAUCGAAUAACAUAAUGUGUUCAUCAACAUAUGUUGGCUUGCCGUUUAGCUUUUCAAAUGACGCAUCUCUUCCAACUGGUCUAACGGCAUUUUUGGCUCGUCGUCGCCGCAAAGAACGUCAACAACGCCGUCAACGUACUACAUUUAGUAAUGAACAAACGCUGCGUUUAGAAGUAGAAUUUCAUCGUAAUGAAUACAUAUCACGUAGCAGACGAUUUGAAUUGGCUGAUGCGCUAUGUCUGUCGGAAACACAAAUUAAAAUCUGGUUUCAAAAUCGUCGUGCCAAAGAUAAACGUAUUGAAAAAGCACAAAUCGAUCAGCAAUAUAGAAACUUUGUCGUGGCGAACGGUUUUAUGACCUCUAUAAUAGGACAAACUCCUUACUCACCGGCAAUGAUAACAAAUUUUCAACAAAAUUUCUAUCAACAUCAACAGUUACAGCAAACGGCUAUAACGCAGAAUGUAAAUAAAUCAACAAAUAGUUUAAUAUCUUCGAAUGCAAGUCAAUCGGCAACAAUUAAUACGAAUAACCUGAUAGCAACUCAGUCUAGAAUUCCUAGUAUUGAUGCAGGGACAAAAACUCCACAUAGCGCCGUAACACGAAUAGAGGCCAUCAAUAACAUCACUAUUGCCAACAACAUUAACUACAACAACAUUCAUAGCUUUCAUCAUAAAGACGAUCAUUCACUCGCCACCAACAACAGCAACAAUGGAAGCCAUUAUAUCGCUUCAACUCCGUUUAGCAGUCUUAUAAAUUCAUGUUAACAUAUA